AUGGUAGCAAGAACAAAGCCAUCAUCAAAUGAACAAAAUCAUCAUCAACCCACUCGGAACUCUGUUGUAGCAAAAGAAGAUGACCUCGAAUAUGAUCUUGGACAUUUAAUGUGUCUAGAUGUACAUCCAAUUGAUUAUCAACAAAACAAUACCCACGAUGAAGAGGCUAACCACAGACUCCAACAAUCUCUCCUUGAAAGUGCCCGAGAAAAUACACAACUUCUUGUAAAUCAUCUCUUUCAAUUAGAGAAUAUCAAACAAGAGGAUACAGGUCUUUUUGCCGAGUUACCGGAUCCAAUCUUCCGUUUACCAAGAGAAAAACCUUGCCCAAAGAAACGAGAGUUGACCCGAUUUGAACAAUUCAUGGCUGAGAAGGGCCUUCGUAUUCGAGGAAAGAAUGAAAGAGAGAAACUUGUCUAUGAUGAAGUGCAUGAUGAAUUUAGACCUAGAUUUGGUUGGGGCAAAGCAAACAAUGCUGAUGAAACCGAUUGGAUUAUUCCAGCCAAGGAGGGAGACGAACAACAUGAAGAUCCAUUCUUGGCAAGACAAAUUGAAAAAAGAGAAAAAAAGAAGAAGCAACUCAAAAAUCAAGUCACAAAUAUUGGAAAAGGAGCAGCAAAGAAGGGAGCUAAAGAUGCUGAGAAGGAGAAUAAGGCUCUGGCCGUGCAAAACAAGUACAAUCCAGCAAAUACUCCAUCUACAUUAAAGAUAACAAAUGUAAAUGGUGGAAAGAUUAAUCCAAAACGAGCUCAUACGGGCUUAAAGGAUGAUUUCCUUAAUGCAUACGAUUUCGCUAGAGUGAGUACAGCAAGUAUGGGCAAAUUCGAUACACAGGUGAAGGAUGAAAAAUCAAUGCCUGUCCGAAAGGGAAUUUCGCAUCUUGUGGCUCCAGGAGCUAGCGCAAAUUAUGAUGAAAAGACAAAGGCCAUGAAGAUUUCAAGCAGAAUUUUGAAAGAAAGCACAAAGAAGAAGACAGGACAGCUCAAGACGAACGCAGUUAAUAUUUUCCAACAUUUAACAGAGAAAGAUGGAAGAAAACAAAAGAAGGUACAUCUUCUUGCCCAGGCUAGAGAUCGCUACAAGAAGAAGGGCACGACAUCAAAGAAGGACAGAGAUUUCACUGUGGAAAAAAAGAGGAAAUAA
Molecule: messenger RNA, 1143 nt
Organism: Naegleria fowleri
Lineage: Eukaryota; Heterolobosea; Eutetramitea; Acrasida; Naegleriidae
Exons: 1
Coding region: 1-1143 (380 amino acids)
Biological process (GO): endonucleolytic cleavage in ITS1 to separate SSU-rRNA from 5.8S rRNA and LSU-rRNA from tricistronic rRNA transcript (SSU-rRNA, 5.8S rRNA, LSU-rRNA); ribosome biogenesis; ribosomal large subunit biogenesis
Cellular component (GO): nucleolus; preribosome, large subunit precursor; nucleus
Molecular function (GO): protein binding
Source: RefSeq, a predicted model, not a curated record